CUCAUACUUUUUGUUAGAAAAUGGAUACCCCAAAACAUCAUAUCCUCGAAGAAAUUGAGAUAGAUUUCGACGCUGAAAGGGUUUGUCCUUCAGGGGAAAUGGGAGCUGCAUUGUUUGGUUGGCCAUGGCAGAAUUUGGGCAGUUACAAGUAUAUCUUGUUUGGGCCACUUCUUGUUGAGUUCAUUUCUUCAACAAUCUACGAAACGAGGCAAUGUGAGUAUAGUUGGUGCAUUCAUAUUCUGAUCUUGUGUUCGCUAAGAGGAGUUGUACACCAACUAUGGAGCUCAUUUGAUAGCAUGCUUUGGCUUAAUCGAACUAAUCGAUUAUCUAAAAGAGGAGUCGAUUUUGGUCAAAUCGAUCGUGAAUGGCAUUGGGACAACUUCAUCAUACUUCAAGCAUUCAUGGCUUCAAUAAUCUUAUUGAUCAACCCUUCAAUAUUGACCAAUCUUCCUACAUGGAAAACAAGUGGAAUUAUUUCUUGCAUAUUUUUCCAUAUUGGGCUUUCGGAACCUUUAUAUUAUUGGCUUCAUAAGUUAGGACAUUCAUCCCAUUUCUUCCAACAAUAUCAUUGGCUUCACCAUAGUUCUAAAGUAAACCAUCCUUAUACAGCUGGGCAUGCAACAUUUUUCGAGCAUUUACUACUUUGUGUGAUUAUAGGAGUUCCGAUUGCUGGGACUACAUUGAUCGGACAUGGUUCCCUUAUCAUGUUCUAUGGAUAUGUUUUGAUUUUUGAUUUCCUUAGAUGUAUGGGGCAUAGUAAUGUCGAAAUUGUGCCUCGUUACAUUUUUGAUAACCUCCCUAUAUUGAAAUAUGUUAUUUAUACGCCAACAUACCAUUUUAUACACCACAAAGACAUGAAGACCAACUUUUGCCUCUUUAUGCCUCUCUUUGAUAUUUUGGGAAAUACAAUGAAUGAGAUUUCGUGGGAUCUUCAUAGAGAAAUAAGUUCAACUCAAGGCAAAAAAGCGAAAGCACCGGAAUUUGUGUUUCUUGUACACGGGGUUGAUAUAAAGUCAUCAACGCAUGUUCCGUUAUUUUUUCGAUCACUAUCCUCAUGGCCAUAUAACACAAAUAUUAUUCACUUGCUACUUUGGCCUGCUUCUUUCUUGGCGGCGUUGAUCAUGUGGGCUAAAUCAAAGACUUGGUUGCUCGCUUUCUUCCAUCUUAGAGGAAAAUUGCUUCAAACUUGGAUUGUGCCACGAUGUGGAUUCAUGUACUUUUUACCAUUCGCGAAAAAUGGCAUAAAUAAUCAAAUUGAGAAAGCUAUACUAAGAGCUGAUAGGAUUGGUGUCAAGGUUUUAAGUCUCGCGGCCUUAAACAAGAAUGAAGCUUUGAAUGGAGGUGGGAAACUUUUUGUCACGAAACUUCCGGAUCUUAAAGUUCAUGUAGUCCAUGGAAAUACAUUGACCGCAGCCGUUAUUCUCAAUGAGAUUCCUCAAGAUGUGAAAGAGGUGUUCUUAACAGGAGCUACUUCUAAGCUUGGAAGAGCCAUUGCCCUUUAUUUAACUCGUCGUAAAGUUAAAGUCAUGAUGCUUACCGAAUCCACUGAAAGAUUUACAAGAAUUCAGAAAGAAGCUCCACUAGAAAGCCAAAGCUCUUUGGUGCAAGUCACCAAGUAUCAAGAAGCUAAACAUUGCAAGACAUGGAUUCUGGGUAAAUGGGCUACACCAAGUGAGCAAAGAUGGGCACCACCAGGAACUCAUUUUCAUCAAUUUGUGCUUCCACCGGUGUUCGAAUUCAGAAGAGAUUGCACAUAUGGUAAGAUGGCUGCCAUGAGGCUUCCAGAUGAUGUUCAAGACCUUGGCUUCUGUGAGUACAAAAUGGAAAGAGGUGUGGUGCACGCUUGUCAUGCAGGCGGGAUAGUUCAUCUACUUGAAGGUUGGAGCCACCAUGAAGUUGGCGCGGUCGAUGUGGUCCAGAUUGAUUUGGUAUGGGAAGCAGCUCUGAGACAUGGGUUCAAACCUGUUUGAAGUUGUCUUUCUUAGAAGAUAUCUGUUUAUUGUAGAAUAAUUACUUCAAAACUUCCA
Messenger RNA from Erigeron canadensis, 2027 nucleotides. Its product is annotated as very-long-chain aldehyde decarbonylase CER3-like. The record is from RefSeq and is a predicted model, not a curated record. Bases 21 to 1970 code for a protein of 649 amino acids. NCBI's taxonomy places the organism in Eukaryota, Viridiplantae, Streptophyta, Magnoliopsida, Asterales, Asteraceae. Gene Ontology annotation, biological process: lipid biosynthetic process. The transcript is spliced from 11 exons. Gene Ontology annotation, molecular function: oxidoreductase activity; iron ion binding.